GUUGGAUUGGAUCGAGCGGUCAUGGUUGUGGCGAGAGGAUUCUUGCUGACGCUGAUUCACUCCGCCAGCGCUGCAACGUCUCGCCAUUAUCGAUUUUGGUGUUUCCUUUGCUGGCCUUAUUUCACGUUACUGCGUUGCAUAUGACCCUCAUAUAACAUGCUGCCUACGUCUGCUUGAUAGGGUUCUUUCUCUAUUCUCAAGUCAGACUAUUUCCAUUUCGAAUACUUGAUACUUUCAGUCUUAGCUGCUCGAUACUACAUUCAAGAUGCGCUCAACUAUCUCUACUCUUUCAGCCCUCACCUUUCUUUCCCUCAAUCUCCCUACCGCAGUCGCAGACCAAUGGUUCGUUAGCCAACUCUCAACUCACUUCAUGGGCCCAAACUCAGGUCUGCCUGGUGCUACCUGGCCGCCAGGGACCGGCUUCAACAGCUCCGUCACGUUCACCGUGGAACAUCAGCUCGACUCCGUGUCAGAAAGCAUAUCAGGUUCUUGCACAGCUAGCUUCAUCGAGAAGCAGCCCCCCACCGGCUGGAUCGACUGUACCUCAGAUAACACCGAUGAGGUGCUAUCGUGGAGAUUUACGCCAGGGAGUUUUGUCAGCGAAGCGAGGUUUGGGAUCGAUGUUAUCGGAGCACAGACAGAGUCACAAGCAGUCUCGAGUGCGUCGUUAAGCGUGUCGUCGAAUGAUCUCAGCGCGGCAGAUUCGUACUUGACGUGUCUUGGUGGGGCGCCUUUGACGGGCAUUCACUGUAACACUGACGGGCAGCUCUCGUCGUCGAGAACGCCUAUCGCGAUGUCAGUCACUUCUGAUUGAGUCGGUUCACUACAGCAAUGGUGACACAAGGGGCGAUGCCGGACAAGGGCCUGGUUCACUUGAGCCUGACUCACUUCUGCCUGACUCACUUGAGCCGGGAAGAGAGUGAGGUCAUUCUGCUGUGGUGGAAACUUGAUAAGGACCACUUCUUUCUCUCUUUCUCAAGUCUAGAUGAACCGUAUUAUAGAUUUUCGGAUCCCUUUCUUUGUUUCCUCUCGGCGUUUUCCUUUCUUGAUUGGCAAUAGAAUCCUAUCACAUAGAGCUAUAUAUCAAAAGUUGCCUUUUAUUUGUGGUUCACGUAGACGGUGUGCGGUUGACUUGCAAGCCAUACUUGGACUCCGAAGCAUACUGCGCUCUUCUGUCAAAGCAUAUCACCUAA
This is a messenger RNA of Pseudovirgaria hyperparasitica, 1193 nucleotides long. RefSeq lists its product as uncharacterized. Bases 266 to 814 code for a protein of 182 amino acids. The transcript has 2 exons. The record is from RefSeq and is a predicted model, not a curated record. NCBI's taxonomy places the organism in Eukaryota, Fungi, Ascomycota, Dothideomycetes, Acrospermales, Acrospermaceae.